AUGGCGACGCGAUGGCAGCGCUGCGCGCAGCAGCUCUCGUCCCACCCGUACCACUCCGCGAUAUCGUCCUCGCCGUCCUUCUCCCUCGGCGCGCGCGGCGACGACGACCACGACGGUGAUUACGCCGCCGCCGGCAACAGCCUCGCGCCUCACGAAAGCGGCGGCGGCGGCGUCGCCGGCGCGCUGGCCUCGCCUCGGAUGCCCGGCGAGCUGCCCCCGGGCGCGGUCUCGGCGUCCGACCGCUUCUUCGUCUCGCCGGCGCCCACGGCCUCGCUCGUCGACGACGACACGGCCGCGGGCGAGGCCCUGCGAGGAGCGGCGGUGCUGGUGGAGACGUACUCGAGCGACCCCAGGGCGGAGUUCCUGGAGUCCAUGGCCGACAUGGCGGCGGCGUGCGGCGCCGAGGGGAUGCCGGAGCCGGAGUACCGGGAGUUCAUGGAGGAGCUCCUGUCCUGCUACCUGGACCGCAACGACCGCGGCGUCCACCGCCACGUCCUCGCCGCCUUCGACGACCUCACCGCGCGCCGGUGGCCGCACAAGCGGAGGAGGCCCAUCCUGGGACUGAUGAAGAUGAAUCCUUGUGUUUCCGGCAGAUGGUAA
Molecule: messenger RNA, 600 nt
Organism: Miscanthus lutarioriparius
Lineage: Eukaryota; Viridiplantae; Streptophyta; Magnoliopsida; Poales; Poaceae
Source: the annotation of a GenBank genome assembly